Centruroides sculpturatus (bark scorpion) is the source of this 469-nucleotide messenger RNA. RefSeq lists its product as uncharacterized. The transcript has 2 exons. The record is from RefSeq and is a predicted model, not a curated record. NCBI's taxonomy places the organism in Eukaryota, Metazoa, Arthropoda, Arachnida, Scorpiones, Buthidae. The coding region runs from base 81 to 446 and encodes 121 amino acids.
GACAUUUGUGAAUAAACCAUAGAGUUUCCGAUCGUCGCAAACGGUGCUUUUAACUCGCUUACAAAGAGGAAACACGAGAAAUGAAUAAGUUCACGUUUAUAUUCGUCAUUAUCGUAAUUGCUCUGUCGAGAAGCGGAGAAGGUAGAAACAGAAAUGCCCAAGACCGCAAUUCCAUUUACGAUGUGCUAAAGUUAAAUAGAAGAAGUAACAUUGUUAGCGGUUCAUUACGUCGUAUAACUGAUGAUAAUCCAACUACUAAUCCAACUAAAACACCUACUGUUAUACCUGCCAUUAAAUCCGUUGAUGUACCUGUUGAAAUCUUAAAUCAACUUCCACCUGCUGAAAUCGUAAUUCAACCUGCACCUUUCAACGUAAUUAUUCCAGGAGCUAUAUUGUCAAGUGGAAGAAUUUCCUUCAAUAGGGUAAUCCGAUCAAUCCAUAUGUAAAAAGAUUACAAUUGCUCACGUGU